CCAGCAGUCGCAGACGCGCCAUCGAACACGCCGCUCGCGAUCGCGCUCUCCACUCGGAUUUUCCGUUUUCCGUUUUUCAUUUUCAGUUUAUCAUUUUUCCAGCUCUUCCAGCCUUUUCGCCUUUUGCGGCCCCCCGAUCGUUUUUCCGUUUCGGUUUCCAUUUCCAUUUCGUUGGCGUUUCAUUUAACACAACCGCUUAAAUUGAAAACCCCUCGAAUCGAUCUAAAUUUAAUUGUAUUUGGUUUCGUUUUUUUUUCGAUUGUCGCGCUGCACUUGAUUUUUUUUGUUCGUGUGGUUUUUUGCGCUAAUUGCCUGAAUGGCAAAGGCAAAGUGCAAAGUGUGACAGUGCAAGAGAUAAAGCGAGAUAAAGUGAGAGAGAGCGAGAGGGAGAGAGGAAGAGAAGGAAUCCCGGGCCUAAUCUUCGCAAGCUGGAGCCGUGAAUCGCGCCCUGCGAUGUGGUGCGAGCUCUGGACUUGCCGCCGAGCAAUACCACAAACUGGAAGUGCGAUUGGAAUCGGGACUGGAACUGGAACUGGAACGGGAACGGGCACGGGAAGUUGGCGAAGAACUGGAGGGCAGGGACUGUGGGUCGAGCAGAUGUAGUCGGCAGCUAGAGCACAGCCACCGUUGCCACCGCCACCGUCAGAUGAUCGAAUGGUGGUGAUCCUCCUACUGUCGCCAUGCACUUGCAGCCGCAGCAGCAGCAGCAGCCACGCCCACGCCCACGCCCACGAUCCCGCCCACGCACCACCACCCAAGCACCACCACCAGCACCACCACCACCAUCACCAGCACCACUACAACCACAACCACAAUCCCACAACAAAUCCAGCAAAUAGUGGAGAUUCCCGGAGCAGCAAUGAAUCUUCAUCGGCAUCCACGGGCGACACAGCCAUUCCGGCUGGAUAUCUGCAGCAGCACCACCAAAAGCAAAAGGAUCCGGAGCAUUAUCCCCACCAACCUAGUCAUAGUCAUAGCACAGCACCACUGCCCGUUUUUGGCCAUGGCAGAUGGUUGCCCCUGCAGCCGCCGCCGCCGCCCAAUGCCGUGCCCAAGCCACCGCGCACCCAUGGCAAUGGGUCAAUCGGCAUCGGCAUCCAAUGGCAUCCAUCGAAUGGGGCCUAUCCUGCCCCACACAGCAGCCACCCGCCGAUCAUCUUCCGCGUCCAAUCGUCACUGCCAAACGGGAGCUUUACUAACGCCACCACCACCACAACCACCACCACUGACUACGUGCGUCACGUGACCCGCGUUAACUUCUACGACAUUGAUACUUCGCAGGUCGAAUUCGAGCCCAAAGAUGACGAGGAGAGCAACGAGGCCACGGCAAGCAAUUGCGAUACAGAAGCUAUUACCAAAGAAGAGGAGUGGAUUACGAAGCGCAAGACAGAACUCACAACUACCAGACAGAUCGAAACGAGGGUGAAGCGAAAUGUGAAGCUGCAGGAUGGCAAGGUGAUCGAGGAUUCGGGUCCCAUUGUGUCCACCAAUACGACCGAGGAUACCGAUAAGCAGGAAACGGAAACCACUGAGAAACGCGACCUUGACCUCCCGGACGACCUUGAUGGCGAUGCCCAGCUGAUCGACGUGGCCGCCCUGCAGGCGGGCGCCGCAAAUGAGACGCAGUUGGCCCAAAUCCAAGAGGUCUUUGGACUGGCGGACGGAGCAGGCAAACUGGUCAAGCGAAUGGUUCCACGUCCGGUGGAUGGGCUGGUGCGUCAGACGGACGACAAGCGGGUCAUCUCGCACGAGGAGAUCAAGGACUACCUCGAAACGGAGGACGUUAAGCACCACGGCGACUUCACAGAUCAGACCUACGUGAAAGCAGUUCGCGACGGAGUCGAGGACCUUGAGGCCGUCCUCUGUUCGCCGGAGAGCCAGCGACAGUUGGUGCCGCUCGGGCCGCAGGUGGUGGCCAACCGGAGCAAGUCCCGCAAGACGAUCGACUCGGAGGACACGCAGAAGCGCUGUCUAGCCCAGGAGGACGGCACCCUGGUCACCGAGAGUCGACGGACCACCGAGCACGAGCUUAUCAUCGACGACGAGCUGCCCGAUCCGCCGGCCGCCCACUCAUCCGCUACCGAUGACCGCGGACUGCAGCUCCAGGUGGGCGAGCAGGUGACCACCACGGCGGCCAAUCAGCGGUUCUUCCGCCAGCGGGACGAGCAGCAUGUGGACGUGCUAGCCAACGGCCGGCUCCAUUCCACCGAGAUGCGCUACGCCGCCGAGACCACGCAGAUGGACAAGGACGGGCCCGCCGAUCUGGAGCGCCCGGGCGACUGGGACAGCCUCUCCGACCGGAUGCGCAAGCUCCGUCGCUCCCAGCAGCAGCAGCAGAAGGAGGUGGCCCUGCUGGCGGAUCGCAAGGAUGCGCUAACCAAGCGACCCCUGGACUUCGAUCGCGAGGAGGAGACGCGCAAGGGCGAGACGAUGAAGUGGCUGGAGUCGCACUUCGGCAGCGAGUCCACCGCCUCCAAUGAUUCCCGCGACGACGAGGCGGACGCAGAGGUGGAGCCCACCAAGAAGAGCUACUUCAAUGUGACGAUCAAGUCGCAGAGCCAGCCGCAGGGGCAGGCACAGGCGCACAUCCAUGCCCAGUCCCACCUGGCCACCCAGCAGCAUCCGCAUCCGCAGCACAUCUCCCAUGCCCAUCAUCCCCAAACGCUGCCCAGGAGCGCCGAGCGGGAGAGGGAGCGGGAAAGGGAGCGGGAAAGGGACCGCCAUCCCUUGGCCAUGACCACGUCCGCCACGCUGGAGCGGAAGCCACCGACAAAUUCGGCAGGCGGCGGCGGUCGCUCCAAGUACUUCCAGGGCAUCUCAAACUGGUCGGAACGCAAGGAUCCCGGUCCGCCGGUCAAUCACUUCUCCUCGCAGGCCUUCCGCGACGAUCUGCAGGAGACCAUCCGGCGCAAUGGCCUCAAGAAGAAGGUCAGCGGUCCCGGCUCCAGCCAGGGAUCCGCUCUGGCCCAGGAGUCGACCAUGCCGUCGCCGCUCAAGGACAGCUAUGUCAGCCGCGAGGAUAUCUUGCAGCAGAAGCGCCAGAGCCUGUCCUCACAGUUCCUGGCCCGAUCGAUGCGCGGCUCUCGCGAUGCUUUGGACGAUCUGGAGGCCAUACCGGGACCAGGACCAGGACCAGGUUCAUCCAUGAUAUCACCCCGUGCCGAAGAGCCAUCGCACAAGCGGAUAGCCUACGGUCAUCGCGGCAGCAACUCCGGCAUCCAUACCAAUGGCCAUGUGGUGAACGGAGUGACCCCCGUUCUGGUGAAUGGUCGGGGCAAGAGUUACGAACCAGUUGCCCCGCCGCCUGCUGCAGUGCCUCCGUUGGAGUUCGGCGGAAACGGCGGCGGCGGCGGCAGCCAGCUGAGCCUCAAUCCGCGACCCACCGUCCCGCAGCGACGACGUGCCAUCGAAAAGAAGCUGGGCGAGCACAGCCACAGCCACCAUAGCCACUCAUCCCACACUUCGCACACCGGCCAUCUGGGGGUCAAGUCGCAGGCUCCGCUGCCAUCGCAGGUCAGCCAACUGGAGCCUCCGCCGGACUACUCGCCGCCGCCCAGGAGUCGCAGUCGGUCGUCCUCGCCGCAGGUGGACUAUCUGAUGACCAGAGAGGUUCCCGCCAGCACGAUGACCCUCAGUCGGAAGCAGCAGCAGCGCACCCGAUUCGCACCCACAUCCAGCUACCCGCCGGCAACUGGAGGAGCUGGUAGCCUCCGUCCACCGGGCGCCACCUCGGCCUCCACCUCAAACCUCUCGGCCAUGAGCGGUGGUGGUGGUGGUGGCGGCCACGGAGGCAGUACCUCCAAGUCCAGCCGCAUGGGCCAGGUGAUUGGCAACUCGCUGCGGAAGCUGGUCAGCAAAAUCCGCUCGGCCAGUGCUGAGCGCAAGUUCCGCAUGAAAUCGGCGGCCAGCAAGUCGCGCGAACAGUCGCCUAGUCCAGGACAUGAUCCCCGAGGAGCGGGUGGUCCGCCGGUGACCACUUACCAGCAGUACAAUGUGAUCGAUGGGCACAUCGGUAGCCACGAUUCCGAGGACUCCAAUAGCGAUAAUCAGCGGCGCAGGGAGAGGGAGCGCGAAAGGGAGCGCGAAAGGGAGCGGGAAAGGGAACGGGAUAGGGAGCGGGAUAGGGAGCGGGAACGGGAGCGUGAUCCUCCCAAGCAGGAGACCUCAUCAUCGCGGCUGAACUUUAAGCGCGCCGAGUCCGCGGAUCCCCAGCUUCAGCACCUGGAGCAGGCCAUUAGUCCCAGGCAGCGGUACUACCUGGGCGAAGAUCCCUACUCCAGCACGCUCUACGGCAAGGAGAAUCUCUACGAGCGACGUCCACGUCAGCGCAACAUGGAGCGUCCGGAUGAGCGAAUGGAGCGCCUGGAGCGGGAGGAUGACUACUACGAGUCCCGGGCUCCGCCGCCGGUGACGGCCGCCCACACUUUGGGUCGCUACCAGAAGCAUGGCCAGCGCUUCAGCGGCUCCACGCCCAAUCUGCACCAGCAGCAGCAGGAUUACCGCUCGGCCCAGACGCUGCCCCGCAAGUUGCACGAGCAGCGCACCCAGAGAUUUGGGAACGCCAUGGAGAAGCAGCCGCCACCGGGCAGGGGCAACUACCCACCUGCCCCCGGGCAGCAACACCAGCAGCAGCAGCAGCAGCAGCCGCGGGGGAUUCCCCAGAACCACAAUCAAAGCCUGAAUGCCAACCCAAGUGGUAACCCAAACCCAAACCCAAAUCCGAAUGCCAUGCUACCGCAGGGACCGGCGAAACCGGCUCGCACCUACGCCAAGGUCUUGAAUCGCAGCAAGAGCUUCAAUGUGCACGGCAUGAACGGCAGCAACGAUCCUAGUCCCAUCUACAUCGAGAAACUCACCCGGAACAACUACCAGCCGCGCCAGGAGCCCAGCUUUGGCUACGGACUGGGCCAGGGCCCCAAUGCCAACUACAAGUCCAAUCCGCAUCUCUUCUCCGGCAAGGACAACUCACUGAAGGGCGGCCUCAAGAGUCCGUCGAUUGUGAAUCUCAUCAGUCGCAGCCAAAAGGAUCUAACCAAGAUCGCUGGCUGCGACGAGGACGAUGCCGGCGGCGGCUAUCCGGAGCAGGACAAGAAGCAACUGUAUCUGCGCGGCCUGCACCAACAGGCUCCGGAUCUGUACCGGGUGAUCCACGGCGACGAGGAGUACGGCGGAUCGAGGAAGUAUCCGCUGCAGGCCAAGUACUCGCUGGACUCGCGUUCGCCGCCCUCCGUGGAGCUCAACAAGGACACGGCGAGCAUUGUGCGGCGCGGCAGCGAGGUGGAGCAUCUGCAUCAUCAGCAGCAGCAGCAGCAGCAGCAUCACCACCACCACCAUAUCCAGAGCCACCAGCAGCAGAAUCUGCGACGUGGCUCGGGAGCCACCAUCAUUGAGCUGCGCACCGCCGCCGGCGGCCAUCGCAAGUGAUUCGCCAUCCUCCCGAGACCAUAAGAUCCUACUAUCCUAUAAAGUCGAACUUUCCUCAAGAUCAAUCAAAACUUAAAUUUACUACAAGAAAAAUCCUAACUUCUUAUAAAGUAAUAUCCACUCUUUUGAAGAGAGUUCAAAUAUAGAGUUUCUGGAAUAAAUCAAACUUUGGAAAUCUUAUUAUACAGCGAGUUUCUAGAAAUCAAAAUACUUAACUAAAUAUAAGACUUUAAAAACUUUUCCAAGAGCUGUUAUAAAAGAAAACACUGUAUUUUUCUGUAAUACCUUAAUAUAUAUAUAGAACUCGCAUUGGGGAAGUUCGACUAUUCAUCCCCAAGCUCACCUAAGCUCACCUUAUCCCUAACUAUUUGCUAACAAAUGCUCGGCCGUGGGCUUUAGUUUCAUUUGACAAGCAGCAAAUAAAAAUAAAAGGCCAAUCAACCAAUUGAAUGUUAUAAUAUGGUUAAUACAAAGCUACAAUGUUGAUGGUAAAUGAAAAACGAAAUACAAAAUUAAUGUUAUAUAGAAAGCGAAAGAUAAGAAAACAAAAAAUCUAUAUGUAACGUGGAAGCCAUUCCCACUGUCCUGCCACGCCUCUUCCAAUCGUAAUUUGAUAAUACUAUAAUGCCUACAUACGUCUAAUUACAUGAUCUAUUUUAUCAUUUUUGUUUUUUUUUUUACUACUAAUAUUAACGUUUGUUGUAUAGAUACCGUUAAAUGGAUAAAAUCUAACUAAAAUAACUAAUAUUAAUUCGAUAUUAUUGUACAAUUUUGAUUAAUAAACAAAUUGCAAUUAAAAUAAAGUGCCAAAAUAAACAA
This is a messenger RNA of Drosophila subpulchrella, 6243 nucleotides long. RefSeq lists its product as uncharacterized. NCBI's taxonomy places the organism in Eukaryota, Metazoa, Arthropoda, Insecta, Diptera, Drosophilidae. The record is from RefSeq and is a predicted model, not a curated record.